UUGGAUCGUCCAGCAGAUCCACUGACAACCAACACAAUGAAGAGGUCAACUUUGACCACUUCCAGAUCCUGCGAGCGAUUGGAAAGGGCAGCUUUGGAAAGGUGUGUAUCGUGCAGAAGAAGGACACUAAGAAGAUGUACGCCAUGAAGUACAUGAACAAGCUCAAGUGCGUGGAGCGAAAUGAAGUGCGCAACGUCUUCAAAGAGCUUCAGAUCAUGCAGAACCUGGAGCAUCCUUUCCUAGUGAACUUCUGGUACUCGUUUCAGGAUGAGGAGGACAUGUUCAUGGUGGUCGAUCUUCUGUUAGGAGGAGACCUGCGCUAUCAUCUUCAACAGAAUGUACAUUUUUCCGAGAGCACUGUGAAACUUUACAUCUGUGAACUCGCCUUGGCACUGAACUACCUGCGCAGCAAACACAUCAUUCACAGAGACAUCAAACCUGAUAACAUCUUACUGGAUGAACACGGUCACACUCAUCUGACCGACUUCAACAUUGCUGCUAUCGUCAAAGACGAUUUAAAAGCCACAUCCAUCGCUGGGACAAAGCCAUACAUGGCUCCAGAGCUUUUCCAGACGUUUGAGGGAGCACAUCCGGGUUACUCGUUUGCAGUGGACUGGUGGUCUCUGGGUAUAACAGCUUACGAGCUGCUACGUGGUCAGAGGCCGUAUAUAAUGCGCUCCAGCACGCCCACCUCAGAGAUCCUGCAGUCCUUCCAUAAAGUCCAUCCCUGCUAUCCAGCCGCUUGGUCAGUAGAGAUCAAGUCUCUGUUGAGGAAGCUGCUGUGUGUCGAUGCACAGAAGCGUCUCUCGUCUCUCUCUGAGCUGAAGGACACGGAGUGUCUCUCCAGUGUGAACUGGGACGCUGUGCUUAAUAAACACAUCCCACCAGGCUUCAUCCCUAAUAGACGGAGACUAAACUGUGACCCGACGUUCGAGCUGGAGGAGAUGAUCCUGGAGUCGAAGCCACUGCACAAGAAGAAGAAGAGAUUAGCGAGGAAGACGAGGGAUCAGGGCUCUGACGGAUCUCCGCAGAACGGUCAGCUCCAGCAGCGUCUCGACUGCGUACGGCGAGACUUCAUCAUCUUCAACAGAGAGAAGUUGAAGACCACCAAAGCAGACACGGACCCGAGCAACAUGAACCUGAAAGAGGAGACCCGAGCUCUCGAGGACGGACAGAACAACAACACUGUCACCAGCGCAGCGAGUUUAUCGAGUUAG
Molecule: messenger RNA, 1217 nt
Organism: Neoarius graeffei (lesser salmon catfish)
Lineage: Eukaryota; Metazoa; Chordata; Actinopteri; Siluriformes; Ariidae
Gene: stk32a
Product: serine/threonine kinase 32A
Exons: 12
Coding region: 135-1217 (360 amino acids)
Biological process (GO): G protein-coupled receptor signaling pathway; regulation of signal transduction; protein phosphorylation
Molecular function (GO): G protein-coupled receptor kinase activity; G protein-coupled receptor binding; ATP binding
Source: RefSeq, a predicted model, not a curated record